AUGACUACCAAGCACGAUUCCGAGGCCACUGUGGCCGUCAACAUCGAGGAGCUGCGCAACUCUAAGGAUGCUGUCAUCAUGCGCCUCAUGGCUCUGCAAUCCUACAUUGCCGAUCUGAGCAAGGCCUACGUGGAGCACGUUAAUAAUGUUAUCAACGGCGGCCCUGCCACCAUCGACAUUCCUGCCAUGCCCACUGGUCUGACUUACCACGUGGAAUCCACCCGCGCUGCUAGCCCCAGCGUCAAGGCUGAGGCUGGCGGUGUGAAGAAGCGCAAGCGUGCGCCCGUGGAUCCUAAUGCUCCCAAGCGUGCUCUAACUCCGUACUUCCUGUACAUGCAGCAGAACCGCACCAAGAUCGCUGAGGAUCUGGGCGGCAGCGCCAAGCCCAAGGAUGUUGCGGACGAGGGAACUCGCCGCUGGCAGACUAUGGACCCCAAGGAGAAGGAUAUCUACAAGGCUAAGUACCUUGAGAACUACGAGGCCUACAAGCUCGACAUGGCCGCUUACAAGGCCGGUCGCAAGGCGGGUGAUGACGAUGCCGCCAACGACCAGCUCCAGCAGAGCAUUGCUGUUAUUGAGAACGCAGAGUCCGAGUCUUCUGACUCUGAGACCUCCGAGUCUGAGGAGGAAGAAGUUGAGGAAGAGUCCCCCUCCCCUCCUCAGCCCGUGAAGCAGAAGACUCCUCCCAAGAGUGCCGGCGCCAAGCGUCGCCGUAGCGAUGUCAAGGCUGUCAAGGAGGUUGCCGAGUCUCCCGUGAAGGCCUCGCCCGUCAAGAAGACCCGCAAGGCUGCUGCCGAGCCUGCCUCCGUCAAGUCUACCCCUGCGGAGAGCAAGCGCCGUACUAAGAAGCGCAAGAGCGAGGUUUAA
Molecule: messenger RNA, 867 nt
Organism: Penicillium subrubescens
Lineage: Eukaryota; Fungi; Ascomycota; Eurotiomycetes; Eurotiales; Aspergillaceae
Exons: 2
Coding region: 1-867 (288 amino acids)
Source: RefSeq, a predicted model, not a curated record